This is a messenger RNA of Tachyglossus aculeatus (Australian echidna), 1572 nucleotides long. RefSeq names its product transmembrane serine protease 13 (gene TMPRSS13). The record is from RefSeq and is a predicted model, not a curated record. Gene Ontology annotation, biological process: proteolysis. Gene Ontology annotation, cellular component: membrane. Gene Ontology annotation, molecular function: protein binding; serine-type endopeptidase activity. NCBI's taxonomy places the organism in Eukaryota, Metazoa, Chordata, Mammalia, Monotremata, Tachyglossidae.
AUGGAGAGGGCCAGCCAACCGUCCCCCGAACUGUCCUUGAUUAAGGAGGAUUUUGGGGAUUGGGGGCCACAGGGCCGGGGGGACGCACCCCCUUCCAGUAGGCUUAGUUCUGACCUGCCCAUAGCAGGCACUCCAGAGCCCAACACUUCAGCAGUGGCCCCCUCCCUGGCUGUCUGCCCCAGCAUCAGCAGGCGGGAGCAAGGCAGGAUGGGCAUAGACCCAAAUGCUCCUCCCUCUACAGCCCGGGCCGCCCCAGUGAGCUCAGGUGUCACCGUGUCCGUGCCCAAGAUCACAUGGCAGGGGAACCGGAGGCGGCUGACCCUCAUUGGCAGCAUCGUCGUGCUCGUCGGCCUGGUCCUGGCCCUCAUCCUCCUGUUCCACUUCUGGAGGGGCCAAACGGGGAUCCACUACCACGAGCCGGUCGAGAGCUGCAGCAAGAGUGCCCGGCGCUGCGACGGGGUGGUGGACUGCAAGCUCGGGAGUGAUGAGCUGGGCUGUGUGAGGUUUGACUGGGACCAGUCCUUACUCAGGGUCUACUCUGGGACUCAGCGGCAGUGGCUUCCUGUAUGCAGCGAUGGCUGGAACAGUACUUAUUCCACCAAGACGUGCCAGCAGCUGGGGUUUCAGAGUGCUUUCCACACGGACGAGGUCUCCAGGAAAGGGUUUGGGGAGAGUUUCUCUGUCUCAGAAUUCCACGGCUCCAUCCAGGCAAGCAUCAACAGGUCUGACUGCCCCUCCCAACGUUUCGUCUCUCUCCGCUGCACAAACUGUGGUAUGCGGGCCAUCACGGGCCGAAUAGUUGGGGGGGCCCUGGCCCCUGAGAACAAGUGGCCCUGGCAGGUCAGCCUCCACUACGGCCCGACACACAUCUGCGGUGGCACCAUCAUCGACUCCCAGUGGGUGCUGACCGCAGCUCACUGCUUCUUUGUGACCCGGGAGAAGAUCCUUGAGGGCUGGAAGGUGUACGCGGGCACCAACAACCUGCUCCAGCUGCCGGAAGCUGCCAGCGUCUCCAAGAUCAUCAUCAACAGCAACUACUCUGAUGAGCACGACGACUAUGACAUCGCCCUGAUGAGACUGGCCAAGCCCCUACCCCUGUCGGCCCAGGUGCAUCCUGCCUGCUUGCCCAUGCACGGCCAGACCUUCAGCCGCGACGAGUCCUGCUGGAUCACCGGUUUCGGCAAGACCAAGGAGACGGACGAGAAGACCUCACCAUACCUGCGAGAGGUGCAGGUGGGGCUCAUUGCCUUCCACCAAUGCAACGACUACUCCGUGUAUGACGGCUACCUGACGCCCCGCAUGAUGUGUGCCGGUGACCUCCGCGGGGGGAGAGACUCGUGUCAGGGCGACAGCGGGGGACCCCUGGUGUGUGAGGUCAACAACCACUGGUACCUCACGGGGGUCACCAGCUGGGGCACGGGCUGCGGGCAGAGGAACAAGCCUGGCGUCUACACCAAGGUGACCGAGGUGCUGGACUGGAUAUACAGCAAAAUGGAGAAGGAAAUGAGGUCCGGGAAUCUCUGAGUGGAGGCCCUGUGUGCCACCUACAGCCCCGAAUGAGAAGACUUCUGG